Ipomoea triloba (trilobed morning glory) is the source of this 907-nucleotide messenger RNA. RefSeq lists its product as uncharacterized. The record is from RefSeq and is a predicted model, not a curated record. NCBI's taxonomy places the organism in Eukaryota, Viridiplantae, Streptophyta, Magnoliopsida, Solanales, Convolvulaceae. Gene Ontology annotation, molecular function: dynein intermediate chain binding; dynein light intermediate chain binding. Gene Ontology annotation, cellular component: dynein complex. The transcript is spliced from 4 exons. Bases 121 to 681 code for a protein of 186 amino acids. Gene Ontology annotation, biological process: microtubule-based process.
AAUUCCAGGCAAAAGCACAUGGCUUGCUAAGUUGAUGUAAAUUUCCCUACCUUCUAAUCAACACCUCCAUACCAUUUCUUUAUUAGUGCUCAUCUCCCUAAACCCCAAACCAUCACAUACAUGCCAUUACUAAUCAACAUUCAUCUGCAGUACACCAUAUAUUCAUCGGAACACACAGACAUGGCAGCAAAGAAAGGAUCCAUGUAUGUCUACAAGUUGGAGAAUCCCAAGGCGGCAGAGCCAAAGAAAGCCAUCUUCGGAGGUUGGCCCGGGCUGAGGAGAUCCAAAACCUGCCGCGAAACCCAAGGCGGUCGACCGGAUUAUUCGAAGGCGGCGGCGGAGAGAGACGGCGGGGUGAAUGCGACGGUGGAAGCUGCGGCGGCGAGGAAGUCGUUCUCGUCGUCGGUGGAGUCGAGAAAAUCAGUGUGCAAUAUUGAAGUGAACGUGGGGUCAGCGGCAAGCUUGCUUCAGGUCAAAGUUAUGGCGAGUGACAUGCCAGGGUUUAUGCAACUGCAUGCCUUCAGAUGUGCGAGGACUACUUUUGAUAGCUUGGAGAAGUUUAGUUCUAAGCACUUGGCUUACAACAUUAAGAAGCAGGAAUUUGAUAAAGUGUAUGGACCGGCCUGGCAUUGCAUUGUGGGCUCAAGUUUCGGGUCAUUUGUAACCCACUCAACAGGAUAAACGUUUAACUUUAUAUAUAUGGGAUCCGGUUCAGGUAGGGACUUAGUGAAUAAAUUUGCUAGAUUGUCAUUGGGGCGAAUCUCCUGACAAAAAUAUUUUACCACUCUUCUGGAGUUCAUUUGGGUAAAGGAAUUUUUGUAUCAGGUACAAUUAUAUAUGUUUUGAAUUGUACCAAGUAUGAUAACUCAUGUCUAUUGAAUCGGUACAAAAUGCAUCAAUGACAAUA